UAUUUCAUCGAUGUUGAGAAAUACUGUUUGGUGGCCCAACCUCAAUUCGGGCACUCAUUUCGGUACGCUGCCCUAAGUUAUGUCUGGGGUAAAAGUACUGACAAUACUUUCCAGACAUUGAUUGAGAAUUUUGAUUCGUUAAGCGAGACGAAUGCGUUCAAACUACCGGAGAACUAUGGUCGCCUUCCCAACACGAUCAAAGACAGCAUCUUCCUCACCCGUGCUCUCGGUAUACAGUACCUAUGGGUUGAUCGGUUCUGUAUAGUGCAGGAUGAUGAGACUGCAAAGCCGUAUCAACUUGCUGCCAUGGCUUCCAUAUACUCCAACUCGUACGUCACUAUUGCGGCAACAGAGGGGCCGCACAGCAACUACGGGCUCUGCGGGAUAGAGAAAUCACGCCCAAGAAAACCACCGUUCGAAAUUUUGGAUUUCAGUCCCAGUCGUCGAAUGUUUGCAGCUUCACCAACAAGAAGCACCCGCGAUAUCUAUCACUCCCGGGGAUGGACGUUCCAAGAAUGGACUUUCUCACGCCGUAUGAUAGUGUUCCAUGAUCAGACAGUCACAUGGGUGUGCCAGAAGUAUAUGCAGCAAGAAAACGGGCAUACCCCGUUCAGAGUCCCCGCAAGAACCCCCUUGACCUUGUGGACAAAGAGACCCAACCCCGGAUCAUAUUGUGCUGAAGUAGAACAGUACAGCAGCAGAAAUCUAUCUGACCCAGCAGAUGUCCUAGCGGCGUUCGACGCCUUCAUUACGGUACAAGGCCGUGCCAUGAAGGGCGGGAUGUUAUAUGGCCUGCCAGAACUCUACUUCAACAACAUGCUUUGCUGGCACCAUGAUUUUGGCUCAGUUCAAAACAGACGAAGAGACCGCGAGGGCAACAUCCUGAAGCAGUUUCCCUCCUGGUCAUGGGCCGGCUGGAUCGGG
Exserohilum turcica Et28A is the source of this 924-nucleotide messenger RNA. RefSeq lists its product as uncharacterized. NCBI's taxonomy places the organism in Eukaryota, Fungi, Ascomycota, Dothideomycetes, Pleosporales, Pleosporaceae. The transcript has a single exon. The annotation marks the transcript as partial. The record is from RefSeq and is a predicted model, not a curated record.